CCACGAUUUUUGUAUACUAAUGAGCGAUAACGAUGAAUAUUACGAUGGUGACGGGUUAGUAUAGAGGGCAAUGGACUCAAUGCCAGCAUCUCCCGAAGUCACCUACAAUUGGGUUGACAUAACAUCAGAUUUCUUUAAAUACAUACAAGAUCUCCAAUUAGGAGAGCUAUUGCACGAUGGACAUCUAUUUGGUUUAUUCGAGGCUAUGUCAGCUAUUGAGAUGAUGGACCCCAAGAUGGAUGCAGGCAUGAUGUGCAAUCGUGGUAACCCUAAGCCCCUGAACUUUCAACAAGCGGUUGCUGCAGGAAAGCUGAAAAUUGAUGACCUAGAACCAAGUGAGAUAAUAGGCAUAAUAGAUGCUACAAUGGCUUGUAUAGUGUCCUGGUUAGAAGGCCAUUCACUUGCUCAAACAGUCUUCACAAACCUAUACCUGCAUCAACCACAUUCUAUAGUGAACAAGACAUUGAAAGCUUAUUGCAUUGCUGUAUAUAAGCUGCUCGAUUGCAUUAGGGAUUGUAUUAACAAGGCUCAGGUGUUUGAAGAAGAAGAUUUCCAACCAAUGGGCUAUGGUUAUCGUUUAGGUUCGAACCCACAGGCAGGCAACGCGUACGACGCUAGUCAGGACGUCACUGAACAAAAGUGCAUCGCUAUGCUUCGUGAGCAGGAGGAGGAGCUUAAUAAGAAAGUUAGGAGCGCUACAGAUGACUACGCCAGCACUUUGUGGGGAGCGCUAGCGGCCCGUAUCAGAUUCACAAGAAUGUUGUACCAAGCACUCCUGUUGAUCACGAAGCGAGAUUCGCAAUCAGGAGCCGAUUGCGUGGCGCUUCUCAACGGCUGUUCUGAGAUGAUGAAAGUCAUCAUCAAGACAGCGCCGCGGGGCACACAACCAGUGGAAAAUUCGGAUUCCCCAAACCCAAUGGGGUUCGAACCGAUGAUCAAUCAGCGCCUAUUACCGCCAACAUUUCCCCGUUACACGCGCAUCAAGCCGCGCGCCGAAGCACUUCUUUACUUCGACGAACUAGUCGCGAGGCUGCGCCACGCCUGGAAGAUUACUUCUUGCUCCAACUUCCAUACGGCAUUGGACUUCUUCAUGGAGUUCAGCCGGGGGCGCGCGUGCAUCCUGUCGCGGUCGGCGCUGCAGCUGUUGUACGUGAGCGGGUCCCCGGCGGGCGCGGCGACUGCCGGCGGGUCCCCCGCGCCUGCGUCCCCCCGUCCCCACCACGCCUUCCUGGAGGUGCUGCGCGACUCUGUCAAGGCCUUUGUGAACCCGCCGGCGCUCAUGCCCACCUACCGCGGAGUGAGUUAUUCUAACACCACCGACCUGUCAGUCUCUGACCGUUCCAUGGCAGGGGCUCGCGAGUUCGUAGAAAACUUCCUAUCUCGCUGCGUGAGGCCAUUUGCGGUGCUACUUCAAGUUUGUGGACACAACCGCGCGCGGCAAAGGGACAAACUGGCUUUGUUGCUUGACGAAUUUGCUGCGCUUCAAGAGGAGGCGGAGAGUGUGGACGCAGUGGUGAGUGGCGCUGCGGGCACUCCGCCGCGCGCUUGCUUCGGCACCUGGAUCCUGUACCACGUAUUACGCGUCAUGAUCGCGUACCUUCUUUCGGGGCUAGAGUUGGAGCUUUACAGCGUGCACGAGUAUCAUUAUAUAUUUUGGUAUUUAUACGAAUUUCUGUACGGGUGGCUAAUAUCGGCAUUGGGCCGCGCGGAAGGUCUGGCGGGUGAGGGCGCCAAGCGAGGUGAUUCCAAACGUAGCGGCGUUAAGAAACAAAAGAAACGCACCAGACCCUACGCCAGGGAAGGACUGAUGUGCCAAAUCUUGCAGAAUAUGUGUGGAGGGUAUUACAAAGCGUUAGUGGCAUUCAAACUACAGGGCAAAAUCAGGCAGCCCCAAUCGGAAUUUGACAACGAAGCCGUGCGGUACAAGCACCGUUUCGCCCCAUUGUCGGUGUUGACACCACCUCAAGUUCAUUAUCACGAAUUCUGCGAAAUGACGCAGCCGUUACAGUACGAAAACCCUGUGAUAUUAUACCUUGGCGGCUGCAAACACUUUCAGCAGGCUCGGUCUCUUUUAGAAACUAUUACAACACCCGAUCAAGAGGUACAAGAUCUCCUAAAGAUAGCCAAAACAAAUUUCGUAGUUUUAAAAUUAUUAGCCGGUGGACACAAAAGGGACUCGACGGUGCCACCCGAGUUUGAUUUCUCUGUACAUAGACAUUUUCCAAUCAUAAAAUUGGUGUAAUAUAGUUUAAGUAUAGUUAUAUUUUCGGUUUUACCUUUGUUCUUUGUGCUUGAUCCCGUUUCGUCUACCAAAAACUAGUUAGUUGUUUCUUGUUUCAUCAUUGGUGUACUCAAUUCAGCUUUUCAAUUGAGAAGUCUACGGUUCGAAUCCCUGUGGCGGCAUAUCCUAAACGAUGUUUAUUUCUAAGUUAUCUACAUUUGUGAAUAGUAUGAUUACCUCUCGCGGCUGCAUGAAGUCGAAACCAACUUCGUGCAGCCGCGAUCGACUACAUGCAGUUAAUGCGUGAAAUUGAUAAUGACUUCACGCAUUAACUUCAAAUAUGUAGUCAAUCUGUUAGCAGCCUAAUGGUGAAGGAAGAAAGUUACAUAUGGAAUACACACAGUUCACAAGCCUUGGGAAACGUGUGAAGUCUCACACAAACCCUAGACUAGACCGUAUCCAGUAGUGAGAUUUAUAAGGGGUUCAUCACGAUGGUACUUAAUUCGGUAAUCAUUCUCCUUUUUCAUCACUUACAC
Hyposmocoma kahamanoa is the source of this 2757-nucleotide messenger RNA. RefSeq names its product N-alpha-acetyltransferase 35, NatC auxiliary subunit (gene Naa35). The transcript has 14 exons. Gene Ontology annotation, biological process: N-terminal peptidyl-methionine acetylation. The coding region runs from base 71 to 2242 and encodes 723 amino acids. NCBI's taxonomy places the organism in Eukaryota, Metazoa, Arthropoda, Insecta, Lepidoptera, Cosmopterigidae. The record is from RefSeq and is a predicted model, not a curated record. Gene Ontology annotation, cellular component: NatC complex.